Penicillium chermesinum is the source of this 393-nucleotide messenger RNA. RefSeq lists its product as uncharacterized. NCBI's taxonomy places the organism in Eukaryota, Fungi, Ascomycota, Eurotiomycetes, Eurotiales, Aspergillaceae. The coding region runs from base 1 to 393 and encodes 130 amino acids. The record is from RefSeq and is a predicted model, not a curated record. The transcript has 3 exons.
AUGCGUUUCUCAGUGGUUGCAUCUACCUUGGCCCUUAUUAGUGCCGCCAACGCUGCUGUCUCGGCCCAGCAGAUGGUUACGAACAUUGAUGCUAUUACCAGCAAGUCCUCCGAAACCAAUGAUAUCGCGAAGACUAUAUCUAUUACCAAUCUCUUCAGCACCGUUCCUCAAGUAAUCAACAAAUUCCGUGGUCUCAUCACGAUUAUUACUCAAGAUAACGACGCCAUGGAAUCCAAGCGUAGCCUUAUGGCUCGCCAGGAGUGCCUAAACGUCGAGGACAUUGCAAAUUGUCUUAAGGACCUGGAAGAAAUUAUCUCAGACCCCGCCGAGAUCUUAGGUGGUGAAAAGAAGAAGCGCCAGAGUCCUGGCUACUCUGACACCGACCAGGUAUAG